Heterotrigona itama is the source of this 391-nucleotide messenger RNA. The record is from the annotation of a GenBank genome assembly. NCBI's taxonomy places the organism in Eukaryota, Metazoa, Arthropoda, Insecta, Hymenoptera, Apidae.
UGUUGCCUCAUUUGACGAGUCCGGUGUUAUCCUACAGGACUACGACGGGCUGAUGGCGGAAUGGCAAGCGGCAGGACGUAGGCUGGCUCUGGAAAUGUCGGAGCUGAAGGAAUGCAGCAGCGUGUCCGGCACGUUGACGCCUCUCGGCCGACUGCUGACGGAUCCAACACUGAGAAGAACGUCGCGAGACGCGGAGGUGGCGAUCGGCUCGCUGGAGGAACGCGCGGCACCGCUUCUGCACCUCGAGCACGUCAGAUUGUCGGUGAAACGGGCACGCAGGUUAGUGGAGGAAGUUAGCAACGCAGCCACCAGACUCGAGUCGUCGUUCGAGUCCAGACGCGCCACCAUUCGGAACCUCGCGGUCCUCAGGAGUAUCGAAGAUCAGGCGCAC